AUGGCACUUGCUCAAGCUCCACCUUCUGCUUCUCUUUCCGUCUCUCUUCGCGAUGCUCGUGUUUUCGCCACAAGAAACUCCCCUGCAGCCUCUGCGAAGUUUUCUAAAUCCUGUUUGGCUCCAGUUCGAGCAUCCUUCGUCACUGGCUCCCCUCUAAUGAUUAGGAAAAAUCAUGGAAGAAAGUCAGCAUAUAGAGCAAUGCCAGUUUCGAUAAGAUGUGAACAAAACACUAAGGAUGGGAACGGUUUGGAUGUAUGGCUGGGUCGGGUAGCCAUGGUUGGCUUUGCUGUUGCCAUUACUGUUGAAAUUACAUCUGGAAAAGGACUUCUAGAGAACUUUGGACUCACAAGUCCACUGCCUACAGUUGCCCUGGCCGUAACAGGACUGGUGGGUGUCUUGACAGCAGUUUUCAUCUUCCAGUCAGCCUCAGAGAACUGA
This is a messenger RNA of Vicia faba (fava bean), 438 nucleotides long. Lineage: Eukaryota; Viridiplantae; Streptophyta; Magnoliopsida; Fabales; Fabaceae. The record is from the annotation of a GenBank genome assembly.